AAUGGUAUAGAAGCAUCACUGAACUCUAUAAUGAGAACCAUUUAUCAUUAUUUAUAAAUUGCAUGUGGCGGCUCUGAGGUGAUCAAGCAAAGAAAGGAGCAAAAUAGAACCAAACGAAGAAUAUCGUACCAAGACUGCGUAGCUGACAUAUUUUUGGUGACUAUCUCCUUCCCUAGAUCGACGGACUCCCGACUCCGACCCUCUGCAGGAUUGUCGACUCACUGACCGAGUCUGACCCUGAUUUCAUAGCCUGAUGGAGCCCUCAGAGGUCGCAGUCGGAGGUAGUUACCUAGUCCAGCGUCCCGACCGACAGUGGCACAGUGCGGUGGUACUACAGCAGCGACCCUCGGGAGCACACACAGAGUACUACGUCCACUAUGACGGACACAAUCGGAGACUGGACGAGUGGGUGCCCAUUGGACGAUUAAGACGUCAAGAAAGCGAUCCCAACUCUGGCAAAGAUCGCUCCUCCAGCUCCGACCCUUUGCUAGACUCUGACCGAAAGAUCACCAGAAAUCAGAAACGCAAACACGAUGAGAUCAAUCAUGUCCAGAAGAGCUAUGAUGAAAUGGAUCCCACGACAGCGGCGUUAGAGAAAGAGCAUGAGACGAUCACGAAGGUUAAAUACAUCGAUAGGGUUCAGAUCGGCCGGUAUGAGAUCGACACGUGGUACUUUUCACCGUAUCCUGAUGAGUACAUGAAACAGCCCAAGUUGUACAUAUGCGAGUACUGUCUCAAGUACAUGAAACUGGAGACAACCUACCGGCAUCAUCUGGGAGACUGCGGGUGGCGUCAACCGCCCGGUCGAGAGAUCUACCGAAAAGGAACGCUCUCGGUGUAUGAAGUGGAUGGAGCCGAUCACAAGGUCUACGGUCAGAAUCUCUGUCUGCUCGCCAAACUCUUCCUCGACCACAAGACGCUCUAUUUUGACGUGGAGCCGUUCCUGUUCUACAUUCUCUGUGAAGUGGACAAACAGGGAGCUCACGUAGUGGGCUACUUCUCCAAGGAGAAAGAGUCGCUGGAAGGGAACAACGUGGCCUGUAUCCUGGUGCUGCCUCCGUACCAGCGGAAAGGUUACGGAAAACUGCUGAUCGCCUUCAGCUACGAACUCAGUAAGCUGGAGGGCGUGUGCGGCAGCCCGGAGAAGCCUCUCUCCGAUCUGGGAAAGCUCAGCUACCGGUCCUACUGGAGCUGGAUCAUACUCGAGGUGUUGUAUGAAUACAAAGAUAUCGCCAACCUGGCUGUACUCAGUGAGAUCACCUCCAUCGCAUUGCCUGACGUCAUCACCUCCCUGCAGUCGCUCAACAUGCUCAAAUACUGGAAAGGUCAACACGUUCUCUGUGUAACUCCAAAGCUGAUCGAGGACCACAUUCGCUCUGACGAGUUCCGGAGGCCACGGCUUUCGGUCGAUACCACGUGUCUCAGGUGGGUGCCUCCAAAGCGCAUCCCAAGAAAGAAGUAACACUCCAGACAGCUUCCAUCACUGCAAAGGAUGAAUGAAGCCGCCUGCAACGCCUGAAUACGGUAUAGCGACGUCGCAAAUAUGUCAUAUGACGUCACAGACCAGUCAAUUAAUCGCACGUUCUAAACCAAACCACUAAGGUUAGCUGCCUGCGUGAAAAACAUCGUUAUUGCGUUAUUGCUUGAAGAAGCUAUUUCGAAAUUCGAACAUCAGCCAUGUUGUGCGAAUCACGUGGCGUUUUCUUUGUCGAUAAGGGAGCCCCAAUCACGGCUGGUGUUUCCAGUGAAGACUUGUUUUCUUCGUCGGUUAGAGAGCCUCAGGCGAUCUCUCAGUGCUGCUUUUCGUCCCAAAGUCCGAGUCAAUGCUUACAUGGGCGAAUCAUUGUACAAAUACAUCGGACAUGAAUAUAAAAGCGAUUUUUGGGCA
Amphibalanus amphitrite is the source of this 1888-nucleotide messenger RNA. Its product is annotated as histone acetyltransferase KAT8-like. The coding region runs from base 254 to 1462 and encodes 402 amino acids. Lineage: Eukaryota; Metazoa; Arthropoda; Thecostraca; Balanomorpha; Balanidae. Gene Ontology annotation, biological process: regulation of DNA-templated transcription. Gene Ontology annotation, molecular function: histone acetyltransferase activity. The transcript is spliced from 12 exons. The record is from RefSeq and is a predicted model, not a curated record.